GUUUGAAACGCCUCCUACCCUCUUAUUUUCCUUGGAUGGCUUCAGGGCAGAAUAUUUACACACCUGGAGUGGCCUUCUUCCUGUUAUUAGCAAACUAAAAAACUGUGGAACGCACACCAAAAACAUGAGACCAGUGUAUCCAACAAAAACUUUUCCCAAUCACUACAGCAUUGUCACUGGACUUUAUCCAGAAUCCCAUGGCAUAAUUGACAAUAAAAUGUAUGAUCCCAAAAUGAACGCUUUCUUUGCACUUAAAAGUAAGGAGAAAUUUAAUCCUGAGUGGUACAGAGGAGAACCAAUUUGGCUCACUGCUAAACAUCAAGGCCUGAAAAGUGGUACAUUUUUUUGGCCAGGAUCAGAUGUGGCAAUUAAUGGAAUUCUCCCAGACAUCUAUAAAAUGUAUAAUAGUUCAAUACCAUUUGAAGAAAGGAUUUUAGCUGUUCUUAAGUGGUUGCAGCUUCCUAAAGAUGAAAGACCACACUUUUACACUCUGUAUUUAGAAGAACCAGAUUCUUCAGGUCAUUUGUAUGGACCAGUCAGCAGUGAAGUCAUCAGAGCAUUGCAGAGGGUUGACAACAUGGUUGGCAUGCUGAUGGAUGGUCUAAAGGAGCUGAACUUGCAUCGAUGCCUGAAUCUUAUCCUUAUUUCAGAUCAUGGCAUGGAACAAGGCAGUUGCAAGAAAUAUGUAUAUCUGAAUAAAUAUUUGGGAGAUGUUAAAGAUAUUAAAAUUAUAUAUGGACCUGCAGCUCGAUUGAGACCCUCUGAUGUCCCAGAUAAGUACUUUUCAUGUAA
Leptonychotes weddellii (Weddell seal) is the source of this 792-nucleotide messenger RNA. The record is from RefSeq and is a predicted model, not a curated record. NCBI's taxonomy places the organism in Eukaryota, Metazoa, Chordata, Mammalia, Carnivora, Phocidae.